AUGGCGCUGUCGUUCUUCCGAGGGUUCUUCAAGGGAGGGCUGGUGGAGGAGGACUUGGAUGCAUUCUAUCCCGUGCGGCAGGACGUGCAGGUUGGCACCGUCAGCAAGUUCCGACCGCGGGCGAGCAAGCGGCUGUCAGAGGAGAAGUGGAACGACAUGUUUGACGCGGAGGGGCGCAUGGUCAACCUAGAGGCUGCCCUCCGCCUCAUACAGCGCGGGGGCUGUGAGCCGGGCAUCCGGCCGGAGGUGUGGGAGUACCUGCUGGGGCUGGUCAGCCCGGCAGCCACGAGUGGCGAGUGUGGCGAGCUGAGGAGCAUGCGCAGGGAGGCCUAUGCUGCAAUGCUCAAGGAGUGCCAACUGGUGGACCCGGUCAUUGGCAGCGGAUUCGUGGUCGACUUCCCCAGGGUGCAGGACGAUGGCUCAGAGGUCGAUCUCCCAGACUCCUAUGUGGACGAGGUGAUGAGGACGUGGGCGGCGGAGAGGGCAGAGGUGGUGGCGCGCGUGGGGCUGGAUCGAAUAAACAAGUGGCGCCAGGGGCUCUACCAGAUAGGAGUGGAUGUAACCCGCGCUGACCGUUCCCUGCUCUUCUUUGAGAGCAGCAGGAGCCGAGCGCGCCUGAUGAACGUGCUGGCCGUGUAUGCGUGGUUUGACCCCGAGGUGGGGUACUGCCAGGGCAUGAGCGACCUCAUGUCCCCCAUGGUCGUGCUGUAUCCUGACGACGCCGAUGCCUUCUGGGCUUUUGAAAGGCUCAUGCGGAGAGUGAGAGAGGACUUUAUGAACACGGACACGGGCCUGGGCAUUCAGAGGGAGAUCAGCCGGCUCUCCCACAUGGUCUACACUCUCGACCCCGAGCUGCAUGCACACUUAGACGAGAUAGGGGCAGGCACCAUGUUCUUCACGGUGCGAACAGUCAUGGCCAUGUUCCGCCGCGAGCUCUCCUUUGCUGAUGCGCUCUACCUCUGGGAGAUGAUGUGGGCGUGGGACUAUGACGCGUGCAGUGCAGCACUCCUCCCUCUGGCGGAUCAAGCCAUUUUCCACACGGCCCGCCACCUGCCGCACCUCACCAUGGAGCGCCAAGCCUACAUUGCUGCCACCGCCGCUGCCGUCCGGGCGGCCGCUUCCGUCCUACUCGACGCCGAUCUCUUCACAGCUAUUGCUGUCGACAUCGCCAACGCCACUCGCGUGCCGCUCUCUUCUGUUCCCAGCGCUGGUGCUACCAGUGUUGGCGGCGCUGCGAGCAUUACCAGCAGCAGCAGCGGCGGCAGUGGCAGCGGUGGUGGUGGUGGGUGGUUCAAUUUCGACGUGCUUCUUCUGGGUUCGGUGGGUACUGCUAGCAGCAUUGCAGGCAGCGGCGGCACGUCGGCGUUCGCAGCACCGCAUGAGGACGCGGAUCGAGGCUCUGUGGACCUCUUUUCGUCUCCACAGAGGCUUGAAAUCGCCCUGAUGGCUGCCGAGCUGGCUGUGACUCAGGCUGCCGUGCAUGCUGUGCCGGAUACUCCUGCGUCUGGGGCUCUUAUGGGGAGGAAAGCGGGUGGUGGGGUGGGUGGUGGGAGGGGGUUUGUUGUGCCUGAGGCGUGGGAGGAGGAUGGAGGGGUGGAGGAGGGUGGGGAGGGGUGGGAAGGGGAGGAGGAGGAUGAGGAGGCAUAUGGGGAGAGUGAGAGUGAAGAGGAGGAUGAGGAGGACGAGGAGGGGGAGGGGGAAAGUAGGAGUGAGAGUCAGGGUAGUGAGUUAGAAGGUGAGAGUGGGGAGGAGGAUCAGGGGAAUAUGGGAUACGGGACAGAAGAGGAGAGGGAGGGAGAGGAGGAGGAGGAAGGGGGAGAGAGUGGGGGGGAGGAGGAGGGUGAGUGGGGGAGGGAUAGGCGCCUGUCCCAGGAAGCGGCUAUGAUAGCAGGAGUGUGGGAGGAAGAAGAGGGGCAGGAAGAAGAGGGGGAACCCGAAGAGGAAGCAGUUGCAGGAGGCGCAGUGAACGGGGCAGGAGGGACAGCUGGUUCUUCUUCAAUCUCUAGCAGCAUUGGAGCUUCUUCAACCUCCAACCGCUCCCUGCAGCGCCCCAUGGGAGGCUCACUCAAAUUCGAUGUCCCCCGUAUCGACAUCAACGCACUCCCCACCAUCCUCGCCCCUCCCUCGCACCCCUCCCACCCAUCCCAGCGAGCCCGCACCCACCUCCCCUUCCCCCUCUCCUCCCACCACCAGCCUCCCUCCUUGUCCUUCCACUCGCGCCUGCUCCGCCGGCAAAACAGCUCGCAGAAGCAGAAGGCAGCAGCGGUGGCCGUGCAGCGGCAGCAGCAGCGGCAGAAGCAGCAGCAGCAGCAGCAGCUGCAGCAGGUGAAGCAGAAGCACGGGUUUCUGAGGAGGUAUCAGAGCAUGCACCCGGGUUUGAUGCUGCUGCGCCCGCUGCACCUGCCACUGGUGUGGAAGCAGGAGCAGCAGCUGGCUGAGCUGAAAAGCCAUUGGAGCAUGAGGGAGCAUCGGAGCAUGGGAGAGGCAGCAGCAGGUGCAGCUCACGACUUCUCUGCUGCGCUUGCCUCUGUUGCUGCCUCUGUUGCGGCGGUCAAGGGCAGCAGUGACAGCUUUUGGGUGGAGCCAGAGGCACAUGCGAGGUCAUUCCCCCAGGGAGGCCUCCUCUCCCUCGAUUCUCUCGUCUCCUGGGUCGGCUCAGCAGGCUCGGGCACCGAGGCUGCAGGUUCGGGAUCCGGCAGCAUGUUCGGGCACGGUUGGGGAGGCUCCACCAGAUCCCCUCGCUUCCUCCCAGCUGCUCCCAGCAUAGAUGGUAGCACAGCUAGCAGCACUGCAGGCAGCGCAGCAGGCAGCGCAGCAGGCAGCACAGGCAGCACAGGCAGCAUACCGAGCGGGCUUCUAUCGGGCAAACCGACGCACGAGGCUGAACGGAAGCACGAGGCUGAACGGAAGCACGAGGCUGAACGGAAGCACGAGGCUGAACGGAAGCACGAGGCUGAACGGAAGCAUGAAGCUGAACGGAAGCACGAGGCUGAACGGAAGCAUGAGGCUGAACGGAAGCACGAGGCUGAACGGAAGCAUGAGGCUGAACGGAAGCACGAUUCCGCACCAGAGGUGGGCGGUGGUGUUCAGGUGGGGCCCAUGCAAGAUGACGUGGUCAAUCUCACGCCAGAGGGAGGUCUGGAGGAGCCAGAUGACCGCCUAUCAGACGACCAACCAGAUGCGCCAUUCCUCUUCCCACCCUCCAAGUCCCUCUCUAGAGCGUCCCACGAGGGUAGAGGCCAGACGGUGCACGAGAGAGGUGGAGCCUUCACUAGCAGAGAUCAUCCGAUUCACCCCCCUCACCUGUUCCCCCACUCAAGGUCUGUAUCUGGAGCCUCUCCCCUCUCUCCUGCUAGCAUCUUCAAGGCUCCCCUCCGCCGGUUAAACCUCAAGGUUCCCCCUGAAUUACACCUGAAUCUCAAGUCACCCCGGGCGGAACACCCUCCGAAAUCCCCGGGUUCAAUGCCCUUUGCCCUCCCGUUUGAGGUGACUCUUGGGCUGAAAUCCCCUGGUCCAUUCAGGAUUCCUCCUGAGCUAAGCUCUGGGAUGAAGUCUCCUCGACCAUUUGUUCCCCCUGAUCUGCUUAAAUCCCCGCUGGCACUUAAAUCCCCGUCCUCUAAAGAGUUCCUGGCUAAAAUUUUCGACGAUACGAACCGAGCAGCGAUGCGGUCGGGUGCGGUCAAAGGGACGACCAGUUGGAACAUUAAGAAGCUCUGCAAGAAAGCAGUGACAUACCAUCGAAAAUAUCUCUACCUGAGAAUGGCUCGUGCAAACGCCAUGUCCAUCUACUUCACAUAG
Closterium sp. Yama58-4 is the source of this 3798-nucleotide messenger RNA. The record is from the annotation of a GenBank genome assembly. NCBI's taxonomy places the organism in Eukaryota, Viridiplantae, Streptophyta, Zygnematophyceae, Desmidiales, Closteriaceae.